AUGACUGUGGAUACGGCAUCAGACCAUAUCGCUAUCAAUGGUGGUCGCGACGUUACUGGAGACAUCCACAUCUCAGGUUCGAAGAAUGCAGGACUAGCGCUCAUGGCGGCGACACUGCUCGCGUCUGGGACAACCACGAUUGAAGGGAUUCCACCUGUAUCAGAUGUCAACAACAUGAGUCGAAUCCUCCAGUGUCUUGGCGCGAAUGUAUCCCAUGUUGACGAAACUCUGAACAUCGACACAACGCGAGCAAAAAGCCAUCCUAUACCCGAAGAGCUAGGUGGCCGUUUACGAGCAUCGAUUCUCAUUCUCGGACCUCUUGUUGCGCGCUUUGGAUACGCCAAGUUAAGCCUUCCGGGUGGCUGCACGAUAGGAAAACGCCCAGUUGAGGAACACAUACGGGGCAUCGAAAAGCUGGGUGCUUCUGUCAAUGUGAAGGAUGGGUAUAUCGAAGCACAUGCUUCAACUCUUCGCGGGGCGUCGGUGCAUUUGCAAACUCCCUCGGUGACGGGGACAAUGAGCGUGUUGAUGGCGGGAUGUUUGGCGCAUGGCGUGACGCGUAUACAAAAUGCUGCGCUUGAACCAGAGGUCGCUGACUUGGUCAAUUUUCUUAUCAGUCUCGGGGCAGAUAUCUCUGGUGUGGGAACUGAUCAGCUCACUGUUGUCGGUCGAGGUGCAAUGCUGUCUCCGGGCCAAUAUAAGGUUAUGGAAGAUAGAAUCGAAGCAGGGACAUUUUUAAUUCUGGGGGCAAUGUGUGGGAAUACCCUGACGGUUCAUCGGUGCAAAGCAGAGUAUCACAUGGUCCUCAUCAAACAACUUCGAGCUGUUGGGGCUCUUGUUGAUAUUUCCGUCAACUCGAUUGUUGUUCGUAAAGCUGAGAGACCAUUUCCUGUUGAUAUUGAAACGGGACCAUAUCCCGCUUUUCCGACGGACUUGCAGCCGCAGUUUAUGGUGCUUCUUUCAUUGGCGAGUGGACAGAGCCAUGUCGUGGAAACUAUUUUCGAGGAAAGAUUUGGUCAUUGUUCAGGGCUUAAGGCAAUGGGUGCCGGUGUCCAGAUAAACGGCCAAACGGCUGUGGUGUCUGGUGUUGAAAAACUGUCUGCUGCAUUAGUAUCUGGCUCUGAUCUGCGAGCUGCUGCUAGUCUGAUUCUUGCGGCUAUUGCUGCUAAUGGCGUCUCUGUUGUUAGCGGGAUGAAAUAUGUUAAAAGAGGAUAUUAUGAUCUAGAAACUAAGUUAGAACAGAUCGGAGUGCAACUGUAUCGAUUGCCAGCAAUUGAAAAACAGCAGGUGCCAACCCAAAAACAACUGUGA
Penicillium angulare is the source of this 1311-nucleotide messenger RNA. It is a transcript of the gene udpA, whose product is annotated as UDP-N-acetylglucosamine 1-carboxyvinyltransferase family protein. The record is from RefSeq and is a predicted model, not a curated record. NCBI's taxonomy places the organism in Eukaryota, Fungi, Ascomycota, Eurotiomycetes, Eurotiales, Aspergillaceae. Gene Ontology annotation, biological process: UDP-N-acetylgalactosamine biosynthetic process. Gene Ontology annotation, molecular function: UDP-N-acetylglucosamine 1-carboxyvinyltransferase activity. The coding region runs from base 1 to 1311 and encodes 436 amino acids. The transcript has a single exon.